Funneliformis geosporum is the source of this 211-nucleotide messenger RNA. The record is from the annotation of a GenBank genome assembly. Lineage: Eukaryota; Fungi; Glomeromycota; Glomeromycetes; Glomerales; Glomeraceae.
AGUGUCUUGUGAUAAUACAAUUAAAAUUAUGACAUUACAAAGUUUAGAAUUCUCUCAUCAUGCUUUAGAUAAUUUACUUGAAAAAAUAACAACAAAAAUAAGUUUUACAACUAAUUUGUGGACUGGAAUUCAUCGAUCUUAUAUUAGUGUACCUGUUCAUUGGAUCAAUGAUAAUUUUGAACUUCAACAAGCUUUACAUACAAUAGAAUAG